GUAUGCGGUCGGAAAUGGCGGCCGUCGAACACACGCAUCCUUUCGUGCCCUUGUUGCAAAGGUGGUGCAAUUUGAAAGAUUUGGCUUUCGAUUACGUCCUGACCCUGAGUCGUCCAGAAGGUGCACAGCUCGACAAAAUGAAGCUUGCAGAUCGCCUCGGCGGAAUGGUGCGCAUGCAGAAGUAUUUUGGUCAGGACAAGGCGGGAGGGAAGGAAUUUGGAGACAUCAACAAUCAUCACCUUGGAACCUACGACACAGAGAACAUUGCCGCCUUGUUGCGUCAUCUUCUGGCGACCAAGCCUGACCUCGUCUUCCGGCCAGCAGUUGUUUGCGACGCAAUGCAACCGUCGGGUAACACCUUCUUGCUGAUGAAUCGGAUAAUUAACCUGAGAAGCAGGGAAAUCGAAAACAAAUAAAUAAAUGCUGUCUUCGACAAACAGUUUGAAGGCUGCACGUCGCUGCUGGUCCUGGUGAGCAACGUCCUGGACGGCGCGGCGCUCGAGCGGUUGUCAAAGUUGAGUGAGGCGAAGCCGGACGCUUUGGAUGAUAUAUUAGUCGGGGAAUCGUAGUUUUUCCGGUGGCAGCAGUAUGGCGACAGAGUUGAUGAAGAAAUAGACCUUAUGCCAUGGAAGAUGGGUAAACAGAUCACGCAAUUGGUAAAAAAGAAAAUGGAGCACAGAGGGCGAGGACACUCCAUCAAGAACGAGAAGUGAAGAGUAUUGAGUAUUUCGUUCUCAAAAUGAAGAAUUACAACUAGUACAUCCACAUCAGACAAUUUUUUUUCGGACGCUAAUUUUUUUUUGGCUCAUAGAUUCUCCCUCGGGCACUUGUAAGUGUUAUUCUCGAGGAAACAGGCACAGCCAACGAUCGAACUGAGGUUGGCACUGAUACGUGGCUUCGCGGCGCUUGAGGUUCGCACAAUGAUUUUCAUCGACAGAUAUGUUCAUGGUCUUUCCGUUUUGCAGACAAGUAUCGGAGUACACUCCAGAGCACAUCAGUUAACACAAACAAGAGUGGAAUCGCGACGUUCGUC
Amoebophrya sp. A25 is the source of this 1033-nucleotide messenger RNA. The record is from the annotation of a GenBank genome assembly. NCBI's taxonomy places the organism in Eukaryota, Dinophyceae, Syndiniales, Amoebophryaceae.